AUGUGCAAACCGGUGCGGUACGUUUAUUCUACUUGCGGUCAUCCUAUCGUCCAAGACAAAUAUGUCUGGUCCGUCGAACGAUGCCCCCUUGCGCAACGCUGUAACAGGGACUGCUGGAUUUCCAACGAUACUCCCCAGCAUUUGAUUGAAGACAAACUAUGGCCUAACGACAAUAUUGAGCCUUGCCCCAUGCCUCAUGAGCCUUCUACUACACCUCAACAAUCUUUCUCUACAUCCCAUGAAAGGGGUUAUUCGACCGAGAGCGCUACUCUCCCUGCGAGCUCUACCAAUGGUGAUCAACCCUCUUACGUCGAACUCAUGUUUUCCUCUCCUACAUCUCAACUUGAAUGGUUAGACAACGAAGAAGUGGACCGUAUGAUCCAGGAGUUCUAUUUCCAAGAGGAAAUACCUGCUAUAACGAGCAGUGCGAUCCUCGACGAGGAUGUAUCCUACCUGCAUGGGGACGACUUUACUCUCUCAGACGACAUUCUUCUCCUAAACGAGGAUGAUCGCCGGCAAAUCGAAGCCAGUUUUGAAGCAGAGCUCUUAUCCGACGAACAACUCGCUUACUUUAAUGAGAUCGUUGCUCAGACGGGUGGAGAACUCUCUUUUCCUUCAGUGGAGGAUAACAUUGAAUGGGAGCAAGUGAGAGCUGUGCAAGCGCCUCUUGAGCAGUACGAUUUUGGACAGGAUAUGGAUUUGGAGUGGCGCUUCGACGAAUGGUUUUAA
Fusarium venenatum is the source of this 729-nucleotide messenger RNA. RefSeq lists its product as uncharacterized. Lineage: Eukaryota; Fungi; Ascomycota; Sordariomycetes; Hypocreales; Nectriaceae. The record is from RefSeq and is a predicted model, not a curated record.